AAAAAAAAAACACGCAUUUUCUACAACACAACAAAUAACAAACACGUGAUGCUCUGAGACUCCACGGAUCCGGUUACACCAUAUCGAGAAGUUAUCCAAUGAGAAAGCCGCUUAAAUUUUGGAGGAUCUUUGAUGAACGAUGGAAAAAAAUAACGCUUUGUUUGUGAAACACUUUUUGAACGCAAGCAAGGAUUAUUCCAGACAAAAACAUAAAGAAAACCAAAACAAAAACCAAACUUAAAAAAUUAACAAAAUAUAAAACGAAAACGAUAAAAUUGAAACGCAAAGUUCUCGACAAAAGAAGUCGAAAAACACUUUUUGAGAAUUCUAUAUCAAGCGAAACAAAACGAAACGAAACGGCAAAAAAUUAAGAGUAAAAAAAAAAUUAAACGAAGACCUAAACAAGAAGAGAAAACAAAAUCAAAACAAAUUUAAAUAACAUUAAAUGCAAAGGACAUUCGCAUGUGUGUGGUGGUGGAAAGAAAAUUCAAAACAAAAUUCACAAUUAGAAAACGCAGAAAAAAACGUAGAAAACGUAAACGCAAAAUCAACAGCAACAGCAACGGCAACAGCAACAACUGCAAUAAACUGUCAACAACGCGAACAAUUUUGAAUUGUAACAUUUCGACAAACAAGUUGAGCGAAAGCAAAAUUUCAACGUUUGGCGCAACUAAACGAAGACAGAAAGAGAGCGAAAGCCGGACCCAAGGAUAACUAUAAGGAUUACAAGCGGAACUUCGGGCCAGCUAAAAAAAAAAGUUUUGAACCAUACGAAGAGGAGAAGGAGUAGAAGAAGAGAAACUAACGCACACACAUAACGAAAACUCGGACAUACAACAAGCAACCCAGAUAAAGAGCAAAGGAUUAAGAUUUACAACAGAUCGUCCAACUAAAGGAACUUCAACUUGAAAUCGCGCAUACGACGCCGCCUCAGAGAGCAGCUGCGGCGAAUUCAGUCAGACGAGACAAACCAAAAAGAAAGAGGGGAACAGGAGAAAGCGGUGACAAUAACGCCGAAAGACAACAGCCAACCAAUCAAGGCAAAGCAAAGCAAAGGCGAAGUAAUCGCUCUCAACUAAAUCGCUGGCAGGAGAAGUUGCCUGCAUGUGUGUGCCUAUCGCUGUGAGAGCGCAACUGAAAGUGCAAGAGAGUAAGACAAGGGCAAAGGCGAGGGCAACGGAGAGGCAACGUGGAGAGAAGAGCGCGCGCUGCUGCUGCUGUUUGGCAUCAUCUUAUGAUGUCAUCAGAGGAGUACGACGCGGACUGUUUUGGUUUGUACAGCGAUGAGAAUGAUGUGCUGCUAAAAGCAACAACAUUAGCAUCAACAACAACAGCAACACCAACAAUAUCAUCAUCCGAGACAGAGGCUGAUUCUAAGCAGCAACCCCCACAGCAGGCAAAGAGCGUGACAAUUGUGCUGCCACCGCAGCCGCUGCAGGCAAGCAACGGCCGCACGACACCAACACCAACAUCAAUACCAAUACCAAUACCAACACUAAUACAAGCAACAAUUAACGGUGCCAGCGACAACGCGGCGAAUUGCGGCGAAGCGGAGAAAUAUAGCAAAGGCAGCGACAACGACAACGACAACGACGGCGACGACGUCGACAACGAGAACGAGACCGAGAACACGAAAGCGCACGACGAGGGCGAUUCUGACUCGGACGACGUCGUUGUAAUCGAAGGCAACAGCAAGGCGACGUCAGCAGCAGCAGCAGCAGCAGCGUCAGCCAACAGUAACUGCCGCAGUCGCAGUCGCAGUCGUAGUCGUAGUAGUCGCCGUAACGCACACAAACGGCAAAUCAGUCAGUCUACGGCCGUCGGUAAGACAACAACGUGCGCGGCUAAAAAACCAGCGACUUUAGCGUCAACGCCAACGCCAACAACAAUAAAAGUAGUCAGCAAUUGUAGCAACAACUCGAACUUGGUGAGAAAUCGUCGCACGCGCACACGAUCCUUGAGCAAAGACAAUAUCAGUAACAAUAUCAGUCAUAAUAGCAGUAAUACGAUUAGUAAUUGUAAUUUAAUCGCUAGCAGUGUUGGUAAUAGUGUUAAUAACAACGGCUGCAGCAACGGCGGCGCAACGGCAACCGCUGCCUUCAUGAGUAGCGCUGCUGCGGCUGCUGCGAGUGCCGCUAGUGGUGCACUCUAUAAUAAUAAUAAUAAUAACAUCAAUAACAACAACACAAGUUCAAAUCCAGCAACUGGAGCAACCGGAGCGGCAACAGCAACAACAGCAACUGGAGCAGCAGCAACCAGUGCUUUGUCCGGCUCAAGUUCGCCGGGCUCUGUGAAUUCCGCCUCCUCGUUGUUAACGGCUGCCUUUGGCAAUCUAUUUGGAGGCUCCUCCGCAAAGAUGUUAAACGAAUUGUUCGGUAGACAAAUGAAACAGGCGCAGGAUGCCACCAGUGGUUUGCCACAGAGUCUGGACAAUGCCAUGUUGGCGGCAGCUAUGGAGACAGCAACCAGUGCCGAGUUGCUGAGUGCUGCUGGCCUGGUCAGCAGUCUCAAUACCAGUAAAUUGCUCAAUAACAACAACAACAAUAACAACAACACCACACCGCUCAGCAAUGGCAGCAACAAUGCCUCAAUCUCACCUGGAUCCGCACACUCCUCCACGCCCAAAGGCGGCAACAGUCGCCGUGUCUCCAAUUGCAGUGAUCGAUCGCUCGAUGGACACUUGGCAGCUGGCGAUGUUGCUGGCGGGUCACCGCCUCGGGCGGCCUCAGUAAGUUCAUUGAAUGGUGGCGCCAGCAGCAACACCAAUGAACAGCAGCAGCAGCAGCAGUUGUUGCAACAUGAUUUGGUGGCACAUCAUAUGCUGCGCAACAUAUUGCAAGGCAAGAAGGAGCUAAUGCAACUCGAUCAGGAGCUGCGCACGGCCAUGCAACAACAACAGCAGCAGCAGCAACAACAGCAGCAGCAGCAACAACAGCAACAACAUCAGGAGAAGCAGCAGCAGGAACUGCAUUCCAAGUUGAACAACAACAACAGCGUUGCUGCCACCAACAAUAAUAAUAAUAACAACAACAACAACGUUGUCACUGAGAGCAUCAAUUUGAUUGAGGACAGCGAAAUGUCGGAGAUUAAAAUCAAAAGUGAGCCGGAACUGAUGCAAGCAACGCCGCAAGCGCCACACUCGCCACACGGCGGCAGCAGCCACAGUCACAGCAGCAGCAGCAGCAGCAACAGCAGCAACCACAGCCACAGUCACAGCAACAGUCACAGCAACAGUCACAGCAACAGUCACAACAGCAGCAGCAACAGCAUUGCCAGCAAUGAGAGUUUGCGACGCAAGUCCUCCGAUUCCCUCGACAGCAUGCAACGUGAGGAGCGUGCAACACUGGCAACAACAACAACAACAACAGAGCCACAGCUGGUAAAUGAAACGUUGCCCAACAAAAAGGAAGCUGUCGAUGUGGAUAUGCUCGAUGAGGUGGAGAUGUUGGGUUUGGGACAUUCCCGCAACUCGGAUCUGGAAUCGCUGGCAUCGCCAAGCCACUCGGAUAUAUUGCUGCUGGACAACAGUAAGGACGAGGUGCUGGACAACGAUGACAUCAUCGAGGACGACGACGACGAUGACGAGGACGAUGAUGACUGCAUCGAGACAAAGCGUGAGUCAAAUCCCAGCUCCGGCUGCCUCAAGAAGCCCGGCAUGGAGCUGAAACGUGCCCGUGUCGAGCACAUUGUGUCGAGCAUGCGAUGCAGUCCCACGGCCACGCCCCAGGCCGGACAGCUCCAGGUGAAUGGUUGCAAGAAGCGUAAGCUGUAUCAGCCGCAGCAACAUGCCAUGGAACGGUAUGUGGCAGCUGCAGCUGGUCUCAAUUUUGGUCUCAAUCUGCAGAGCAUGAUGCUCGACCAGGACGACAGUGAGUCCAAUGAGCUGGAGUCUCCGCAGAUCCAACAGAAGCGCGUCGAGAAGAAUGCGCUCAAGUCGCAGCUGCGCUCCAUGCAGGAGCAGCUGGCGGAGAUGCAACAGAAGUAUGUGCAGCUUUGCACCCGCAUGGAGCAGGAGUCCGAGUGCCAGGAUCUUGACAAUGAUCACGAGCAGGACAUUGAGAGCUUGGAGCCAGAAGCAGAAGCAGAACCAGAACAAGAACCAGAGCAGGAGCAGGAGCAUCAGAACGAUGACAUCGAACUCUCACAUUCGCCCACGCUCAGCGAGUCCACGCCCAAGGAGACGGCGGAGAGGGCGGGCUCCAGUUCGCCCACGUUGAAGGUGCAGGGCAGCAGCAGCAGCAGCAAGAGCACCAACGACAAUGCGACAGCAACCACGCCCAACAUGCUCACCCAGAUGAUGAGCAAGAUGAUGUCCGGCAAGUUGCAACAACACAAUCCCCUCGUGGGCGUAACGCAUCCCGCCUUGCCACAAGGAUUCCCGCCACUGUUGCAGCACAUGGGCGACAUGUCGCAUGCGGCAGCAAUGUAUCAGCAAUUCUUCUUCGAGCAGGAGGCACGCAUGGCCAAAGAGGCAGUUGAGCAGCAGCAACAACAGCAGCAACAGCAACAACAGCAGCAGCAGCAGCAACAACAGCAACAGCAGCAGCAACAACAGGAGCAGCAGCGUCGUUUUGAGCAGGAACAGGAGCAACAGCGACGCAAAGAGGAGCAACAGCAACAGUUGCAAAGACAGCAGCAGCACUUGCAACAAUUGCAACAGCAACAGCAGCUGGAGCAACAUGUUGCCGCUGCGGCACCACGCGUUCAAUUGCAUCCGCCCGCCCGCCUGCCCACACGUAUGGGCGGGGCUGCUGCCCACAAUGCCCUCAAAUCGGAACUGUCCGAGAAAUUCCAGAUGCUGCGACAACAGAACAGCAACAGCAACAACAACAGCAGCAAUAACAACAACAGCUCAAUGAUGCGGAUGUCCGGUACAGACUUGGAGGGUCUCGCCGAUGUCCUUAAGUCGGAGAUAACCACAUCGCUAUCCGCAUUGGUGGACACCAUUGUCACGAGGUUCGUGCAUCAGCGACGUCUGUUCAGCAAGCAGGCGGACUCGGUGACAGCAGCAGCGGAGCAGCUCAACAAGGAUCUGAUGUUGGCAUCCCAAAUUCUUGAUCGCAAAUCGCCGCGCACCAAAGUUGUUGCCGAUCGCGGCAAUGCGGGCGCCCAGAAUGGUUCGACGCCAGCAACACAAUCAGGUAAUAAUGGUUCACUUCUUCUAGCUAAUAGUCAAAUGCCCUCGCAGCAACAGCAACAGCAGCAGCAGCAACAGUUGCAGGGGAGCAGUCAGGGUAAUAGCAGCAAUGCACAGCAGCAGCAGCAGCAACAACUUGCACAGCAACAGCAGGCUGCACAGCAGCAACAGCAGCAAUCGCAAGUCAUGUCUGCCAUGGCUGCUGCCCAACAGCAAUUGCCGAAUUGCCAACAACUAAUUGCUGCGCCACGUCUCAAUGGCAAUCAAUUGUCGUUUGCCUCGCCCGCGGCAGCAGCUGCCGCUGCAAUGGGUUUGCAAAUGCAUCAUGCUGCCGCCGCGGCUGCCAUGCAACAGCAGCAGCAGCAGCAGCAACAACAUCAGCAACAGCAGCAGCAACAACAGGCAGGCGAAGCAGCUGUUGCUGGCAGCAAUGUGGCAAACAAUGUUAACCAAUCGAAUGCAACUAACAAUAGCUUAAGUUCACUUAAUAUACCACCCCCUCACAUACGUCCCUCGCCCACAGCAGCGGCCAUGUUUCAGGCGCCCAAAACGCCACAAGGCAUGAAUCCUGUGGCAGCAGCAGCGCUCUACAACUCGAUGACGGGUCCAUUCUGUCUACCGUCCGACCAGCAACAGCAGCAGCAGCAGCAACAACAACAAGCCGCCCAGCAGCAACAACAAGCCGCACAGCAGCAACAGGCCGCACAGCAGCAGCAACAGAAUGCCCAACAGACGCAACAGCAGCUGGAACAGAAUGAGGCCUUGAGUCUGGUGGUGACACCAAAGAAGAAACGCCACAAGGUCACAGAUACACGCAUCACACCGCGUACCGUUAGUCGUAUAUUGGCUCAGGAUGGGGUUGUGCCGCCUAGUGGACAGGCAGCCGCCGCAGCUGCAGCAGUUGCUGCCGCACAACAGCAACAGCAACAACAGCAGCAUCAGCAGCAGCAGCAGCAACAGCAGCAGCAGCAACAACAGCAGAGCAACAACAGUAGCAAUAACAACAUCAGCAACAACAACAACAACAAUGCAACACCCGCACAGAGCCCAACGGGUCGCGGCCAAUCGACGGGAACGUAUCAUCCGCCACCACCACCACCACCACCCAUGAUGCCAGUGUCCUUGCCCACAUCGGUGGCCAUACCAAAUCCAUCGCUGCACGAAUCCAAGGUCUUUUCACCAUACAGUCCGUUCUUUAAUCCCCAUGCGGCGCCGGGUCCACACGGUCCACCACAUGGGGGUCAACCCACCGCUGCACAGCUACACCACCAGCACCACCAUCAGCUGCAGCUAUCAUCGAGUCCACCGGGCAGCCUUGGCGCCCUCAUGGACUCACGCGACUCACCGCCACUACCACAUCCGCCAACGAUGCUCCAUCCCGCUCUAUUGGCAGCCGCCCAUCAUGGUGGCUCACCCGACUACAAGACCUGCCUGCGAGCCGUUAUGGAUGCCCAGGAUCGUCAGUCCGAGUGCAAUUCGGCCGAUAUGCAAUUCGAUGGCAUGCAGCCUACUUCUUCAACAUUGACACCGAUGCACCUGCGCAAGGCGAAGCUGAUGUUCUUCUGGGUGCGUUAUCCGAGCUCAGCGGUUCUCAAGAUGUACUUUCCGGACAUUAAGUUCAACAAGAACAACACAGCACAAUUGGUUAAAUGGUUCUCGAACUUCCGAGAAUUCUACUACAUACAAAUGGAGAAAUAUGCACGACAAGCUGUCACUGAAGGUAUCAAGACACCCGAUGAUCUGUUGAUUGCUGGAGAUAGUGAAUUAUAUCGCGUGCUCAAUUUGCACUACAAUCGCAAUAAUCACAUUGAGGUACCCCAAAAUUUCCGCUUUGUGGUCGAACAGACACUGCGUGAAUUUUUCCGUGCAAUACAGGGUGGCAAAGACACCGAGCAAUCGUGGAAGAAAUCCAUAUACAAAAUAAUAUCACGCAUGGACGAUCCCGUGCCCGAGUACUUCAAGUCGCCGAAUUUUUUAGAGCAGCUGGAAUAAGUGGAGGAGUUGGCUUUGCCAACAAUGCCACCGCCCUUGAAUCAUCAUCAUACGAACCCUGCUACGACUACUACUACACCAACAGCAACAACACUAAUUGCAACAGCAACAACAUCAGCAAGAGCAAGAGCAACAACAAUGCCGAGAGCCACGUCACGAAAACAAAAGUUAAAAAGUUAAAUCUACGUAAGAAAUAUAACUGGAUAUGAUAUGAUACACAUGCUAACAUUGUAUUAUACAAGUAUAAAACAAAACAAAAUUAUAAUACCGAAAACGAGGCAACACAUUCUUAAGGAACUCGAAUCUUAAAAGGCCUCUCGCCGAUCUAAAAUCUAAAAUCUAAAAACAAAUUUCUGUAGAGCCGUCAAAUAUUUUUUUCAAACAUUUAUGAAAAUGCCGUCAAAAAAACAUAGCUGCAUUUCGCAUUUUAUUUGAUGCAAUAACAACAACAAUUGAUACACACACACACACCAUACACAAAUGCACACACACUGGGAAAAGACUGCACUGAAAAUAAUGCAGAGCUUUUUUUGAUCAUCAAAAGACAAAGAUAAACAAAUAUAAACAUAGUGCAAAUUUAAAACCUGAGCCAGUAACAGAUACACCCACACCCACACACACACACACACAUCACCGAUACAACAAAUUGUAUCUAUACAGGAUGUAAACUGUACUCUGGCUGUGGGUUUGCUAGAUGAAAAUGUUUUUAAAAAUAUGUUUACAAAUACGUAUCUAUUACAAAUAGUUGAUCCAUCUAAAAAUCUACCGAAAGUUGACACACAUUCCAUACACACUCAUCUACACUCCCUCACACACACUACAAUCAAAUUUUUACACUAAAGUUUUCGCGUAAAUUGAAAGUGUGUUUUUUAGCCGAUUGAAAAGUGCUUUUCAACUGGAACAAUUCAAGUUUCAAUUGAAGACCAACUUUUCUGUACGUCUUUUAGAGACAAUUUUGCUCAAACUUUAAAAAAGUUUGCGUAAUCCUGUCGCUUAAAACAUGAAGAAGUAAAAACGUAUUUAAUUAUUAAGUUCAGGUUGCUUUUUUUCCUUUUAAAAUUAAGCAAAAAGUAACUUCGAUGUCGAACACAUAAAAAGUGAAGAAAAGAAAACCAAAAAGAUUUUCAAGAAAAGAAAUUAACCAUUUGCGAUUAGAAUUAUGAAAUGAUAAAUAAUAAUACGAAAUUUGUAUUCGCAGCGGGCGUUAGGGUAGCUAAAAUUUAUUUAAUGUUAUGCAAAACAUACAACCAAAGUUUAUUGUUAAUGAGCUUAGUUUGUAUGCGAAUUAUUUUUUAAACGAAUUCAAGUUCUUAUAUCUUAAUUAAUUAAUUUUUGAAAAAAAAAAGCACCAAAUUGUGCACGCAUAUUAAUUUCUUAAUACAUUACAUACGAGUUUAUACACUCGAAAACACAAACACACACACACACACACAUACACUAGUCUGUUAUUUAUGUACAUACUUAUACGUUUAGUUGAAUAAAGUUCGCCUUAAGUUUAUGUUUAGUUUAAUUUACUUGGCCUUAAGUUGCAACACAAGAAAUAUAUACACAAAAACACAACACUGUAAAUUAUUUGAGUUUAUUUAUUUAAUUAUUCAAUUGUGCUGUUAUCGUUUACCGAUUAUUGAUUCCGUGCCGAUGAUUAUGUACCUCAAGAUGCACUCUCAUUUCAUACCAAGCAUGGAAAGUGGGCGGGUUUAGAGGGAUAUGUUUGCCUGCUCUGCUCUUGUCUCUGGGGCGGGCAAACCUGUGACUGCAGUUCCUAACAUCAUCACCAAACUGCAGUACACUAAUAACAACAACAACAACAACAACAUUAAGAGCACCAACAACAAUCAUUUAAGCAUGCAAACACAUCACAUCGCUAAAAUAUCGAAUGUUAUUCGGCAAGUAUAAAUCAAUUAAUAAAAAUAUUCCUCAACAACUUUGCGGCAGCUCAUUUAAAAAAAAAACAAUGAAUUUCGGCCCAUCACUUGCUUUGAGUAGUACAUACAUCAUAAGCCGGCACCACGCCCCCUAACGCCCACUAGCCAUAUAACUGAAGCUCUUAUUUGGCUAAAGAAAUGUUUAGAGUUUAGAGUCGGAAGAACACCGUAACAAUAAUACACUGCAAACCUUUCGGCAAACCCAAUGAUUAAACAAAAUUUUAACAAUAGUCGAAUUUUAGCUAAGAACAAAUUGAAACGAACUAUUAACUUUUAGGCCUAAAUCACAUAAGUUUAUAUUGUAUAAACUUAUCAAAAUUGUAUCCAAUUUGGCGUAAAAAUAUGACAAAAUUAUUCAAGUAAAAACGGUGAGUUUCCUAAUCUAAUGAAAAACUAAUCGAAAUCGAAAUUUAAAUUGAAGUCCCUUUAAGAAAAAAAA
Drosophila innubila is the source of this 9493-nucleotide messenger RNA. It is a transcript of the gene pros, whose product is annotated as homeobox protein prospero. Gene Ontology annotation, molecular function: RNA polymerase II cis-regulatory region sequence-specific DNA binding; DNA-binding transcription factor activity, RNA polymerase II-specific. The record is from RefSeq and is a predicted model, not a curated record. Bases 1235 to 7129 code for a protein of 1964 amino acids. The transcript has 7 exons. Gene Ontology annotation, biological process: regulation of transcription by RNA polymerase II. Gene Ontology annotation, cellular component: nucleus. Lineage: Eukaryota; Metazoa; Arthropoda; Insecta; Diptera; Drosophilidae.